UGGGCUGAGCCAGAGCUCGCUCGCUCUGGGGUUGCGGCGAUCUCUCGAUAAGCCACCUAGAGGCGACUCUGUGCGGCGCUCCCCAGUGGCUCCCCGCCCUCCCUCUGAUCAUGUUGACAUAUUCACAGGACAGGCAGUAGUACCGGUGCGGCGCUGCGACGUUACAGUUUCCGACACCUUCUUUUUAUAACUCGGCUCUAUCCCCCAGCACUCGACCUGUGAAAACCACGCCUAUGCAGCAACACAAUUGGUCCGAAAGCGUCAAAGAGCCAAUCAAGAGGCCUCCGGCUCCCCGCAGCCCACGGCAGAGCCCGACCUUCUAGAGCCGCCGAGCAGACGCCCGGGGAAUUCUAGAGGCAGAGGAGGGUGGCGAGGAGCUCUCGCUGGCUUUCUCUCGCUCCCUCCCUCUCCUCGCGCUCCCUCUCCCACUUGGUCUCUCUUUUUCUCUCACCCUCCCUCUCUCCCUUCUUUUCAUUCUCCUCCUCCCCCCCCUAAAUCCUCCCUGCCCUGCGCGUCUGGACGCAGAUUUAGGAAGCGAAUUCGCUCACGUUUUAGGACAAGGAAGACAGGCGCGGGAGAAGAGCACAGCAAGAUUCGGAUUGAAACCCAGACACCCUCCGGAGGUUCGGAGCGGAGGAAGGAGGAGGAGGGCGAGCGGAAGCCAGUUUGCAGUUCAAGUUUUGAUAGCGCUGGCUGAAGAGGGCUUCAAUCAGAUUUUUUUUUUUUUUUUUUUUUUUUUUUAAAGAAGAGAGACUUUCCACUCUCGCUCGCUGGUCAAGCUGGUCUAGCGCAGUUGCAGACGCCUCCUGCGAGCCGAAGGGAGAGGCAGAGAUAGGGGGGCGGGGGAAGAAGAAGGAGAAGAAGAGGUAAAAAGUCUCCUAGGAGAAUUGUUCGCAUUUGCAACAAAGAACUGGGGGCUGGGGAGCGACUGCUGGGACCAAGGGCUGGAGUGUCUAUUUCGAGCCAAGCGGCAGGGCUCCGGCGCAAGUCCAGAGCCUGCUCGCUCCCUCGCCUCUGAAACCGACUUCCAGGAGCGGCUUUUUGAAAACGCGAGACACAAGGACAGUCACCACGCGACUAUGUCUCCUGAUUUCUAGCUUUCCCCACUUUAAAAGAGACAUUCCCUUCCCCAAAAGAACCCCCCUUGAGGUGCCUUAUUUGUGAUUCUCCCCCUUUUUUUUCGCGUUUUUUUUUUCUUCCAAACUAUGUGCUGCUGUUAAACAAAAACAAAACAAAACAGCAGCUGCGGACUUGUCCCCGGCUGGAGCCCAGCGCCCCGCCUGGAGUGGAUGAGCCUCUCCAUGAGAGAUCCGGUCAUUCCUGGGACAAGCAUGGCCUACCAUCCGUUCCUACCUCACCGGGCGCCGGACUUCGCCAUGAGCGCGGUGCUGGGUCACCAGCCGCCCUUCUUCCCCGCGCUGACGCUGCCUCCCAACGGCGCGGCGGCGCUCUCGCUGCCCGGCGCCCUGGCCAAGCCGAUCAUGGAUCAAUUGGUGGGGGCGGCCGAGACCGGCAUCCCUUUCUCCUCCUUGGGGCCCCAGACACAUCUGAGGCCUCUGAAGACCAUGGAGCCUGAAGAAGAAGUGGAGGAUGACCCCAAGGUGCACCUCGAGGCCAAAGAACUUUGGGAUCAGUUCCACAAGCGGGGCACUGAGAUGGUCAUUACCAAGUCGGGAAGGCGAAUGUUUCCUCCAUUUAAAGUAAGGUGUUCUGGGCUGGAUAAAAAAGCCAAAUACAUUUUGUUGAUGGACAUUAUAGCUGCUGAUGACUGUCGGUAUAAAUUUCACAAUUCUCGGUGGAUGGUGGCAGGAAAGGCUGACCCCGAAAUGCCGAAGAGAAUGUACAUUCACCCAGACAGCCCUGCUACCGGGGAACAGUGGAUGUCCAAGGUUGUCACUUUCCACAAACUGAAACUCACCAACAACAUUUCGGACAAACACGGAUUUACUAUCUUGAACUCCAUGCACAAAUACCAGCCCCGGUUCCACAUCGUGAGAGCCAACGACAUCUUAAAACUUCCUUAUAGUACUUUUCGGACGUACUUGUUUCCCGAAACCGAAUUCAUCGCUGUGACGGCAUACCAGAAUGAUAAGAUAACUCAGUUAAAAAUAGACAACAACCCUUUUGCAAAAGGUUUCCGGGACACUGGAAAUGGCAGGAGAGAAAAAAGAAAGCAGCUCACCCUGCAGUCCAUGAGGGUGUUCGAUGACAGACACAAAAAAGAGAAUGGCACCUCGGAUGAGUCCUCUAGCGAACAGGCCGCCUUCAACUGCUUUGCCCAGUCCUCCUCUCCGGCCGUCUCCACUGUGGGGACAUCGAACCUCAAAGAUCUGUGUCCCAGCGAGGGUGAGAGCGACGCCGAGGCUGAGAGCAAAGAGGAGCACGGCCGGGAAGCCUGCGACGCAGCCAAGAUCUCCACCACCACGUCAGAGGAUCCCUGCCGGGAUAAGGGCAGCCCCGCGGUCAAGGCGCACCUCUUCGCAGCCGAGCCGCCCAGUCGGCCCCGGGACAGCGGACGUCUGGACAAGGCGUCGCCCGACUCUCGCCACAGCCCGGCCACUAUCUCGUCCAGCACCCGCGUCCUGGGCGCCGAGGAGCGCCGGAGCCCGGGCCGCGAGGGCGCGGCCACGUCCAAGGCUGAGGAGGCUCGUGCGCUGCCGGGCAAGGAGGCCUUCGCGCCGCUCACCGUGCAGACAGACGCGGCUGCUGCGCACCUGGGCCAGGGCCCCCUGCCCGGCCUCGGCUUCGCCCCUGGCCUGGCCGGCCAGCAGUUCUUCAACGGGCACCCGCUUUUCCUGCACCCCAGCCAGUUCGCCAUGGGGGGUGCCUUCUCCAGCAUGGCAGCUGGCAUGGGGCCCCUGCUGGCCACCGUGUCUGGGGCCUCCACCGGCGUCUCAAGCCUGGAUUCCACUGCCAUGGCCUCAGCCGCAGCGGCCCAGGGACUGUCAGGGGCGUCUGCGGCCACCCUGCCCUUCCACCUCCAGCAGCACGUCUUGGCCUCACAGGGCCUGGCCAUGUCGCCUUUUGGAAGUCUGUUCCCUUAUCCCUACACGUACAUGGCCGCUGCCGCCGCCGCCUCGUCGGCCGCGGCCUCCAGCUCCGUGCACCGCCACCCGUUCCUGAACCUGAACAGCAUGCGCCCGCGGCUGCGUUACAGCCCCUACUCCAUCCCCGUGCCGGUGCCGGACAGCAGCAGCCUGCUCACCACCGCCCUGCCGACCAUGGCCGCGGCCGCGGGGCCCCUCGACAGCAAGGCCGCCGCCCUGGCCGCCAGCCCGGCCUCAGUGGCUGUGGACUCCGGCUCGGAACUCAACAGCCGCUCCUCCACGCUCUCCUCCAGCUCUGUGUCCCUGUCGCCCAAACUCUGCCCGGAGAAGGAGGCAGCCACCAGCGAACUGCAGAACAUUCAGCGCCUGGUCAGCGGUUUGGAAGCCAAGCCGGAUAGGGCCCGCAGCACAUCCCCGUAAACUUCUCCCCAGAAAAGUCUCUUCAUUCCAGUCCAGUCCAGUCUGCAGUGCACUUUGUCGGAAGUCAAAUAAACCAGGGGCGUGCAGUGAGGUCAGCCCUUCUUUGUGCAGCCCUGUCUGGGAAGGGGUGCAGGACUCCCUGGAGAGAAUGUGCUAGAAAUGGGCCCUGUCUUCCUGAUGUGGUUUAUACAUCCAGGAUCUGGCUCAGAAAAAUCUGUCGCAUAGAGCUCUUGGGGGUGGGAGUUAAAGCCUUGGUGUCCAGAGCACCUCCUUCGAGGCUGGUCUGGAAGCUGUGGGAAGAUAAAGGUAGCCAGGCCCUGGGACAGAAGGUGUUGAAAAGCUUCUCCCCCAGUGCAGAUUUAUAUAUAUAUAUUUUUUCCUUCACUCUGUGUCAAGUGGAAACACAAAAUUAAAAGAAAAAAAAUAACGGGGACAAAUGGAUACAUGAACAUGAUUCUGUUUGUGAAGAUUAAAAACUUUCUAGUGACCUGCGUAUCCCGUUCUAAAUAAAUUCCUGGGCAGCAUUGUUUGAGGGAGGGAAGGCCCUACCACCCUUGUUUAAUCUCUAUUAAGGAACUCUGUGUCUUUUUAAUACUCUUGUGAUGUUUUAAGAGCCGCUAUAGGCCUCUUCUUGCAUGUUCCACAGUAAUGUAUUUGUGGAUUUUAUUUUGAAUGCUUGCUUUUAGAGAGAGAAGAAUAUGACCCCUUACCCUUUUCCUAGAUUCUCCAAAAACCCCAAGGGGGAUGAUUUAAAGGGAAGAGGUGGGGAAAACACAAAAAAUGAAUUUAUUUUAUCUAAGCUCUGUAGCAAGAUUCAUGUUGUCCCUCUGGCAGUUCUUUCUCUUUCCUGUAUAUGCAAUAACAAGGUUUUAAAAAAAAUAAUAAAGAAGAAGCGAGACUAUUAGACAAAGUAUUUAUGUAAUUAUUUGAUAACUCUUGUAAAUAGGUGGAAUAUGAAUGCUCGGAAAAUUAAACUUUAAUUUAUUGACAUUGUACAUAGCUCUAUGUAAAUACGAUUGCAGCUGUCAGGUUUUGUGGUUUUGUUUUCCUAUAGUCAGUUUUAUUUCAAGGUCACAGGAUUGCGUUUAAAAGGAGAAAAACACUCUGCACCAACACCAACACACUUUUCAAGAGUUGUCUGCAAAAAAAAAUUUUUUUUUUUUUUAAUGUCCAAAAGUGGGGAAAAGUGCUAUUACCUAUUUUGCCCAAAACUGGGGAGGUGGUGCCAUUCCCAGCCCCACCUUAAAUUCCUAAGCGUGGUUCUGAGAUGGCUUGGGGGCUGGAGGGGUGGGGAGUGCAGAGGCUCUGAGUUUGAUUUUCUAAUUUUUCUUUCGUAUUUGUACUUGCUAGUUUCUGAUUUCUUCAAAAAAAGAAGUGGAAUUGACUACUUACUGUCUUCAAUGUUGAUGGUGUUUUGAAUUGUUGCCUAUAGAGGUAUAUUCACAGUUCAAAAGUCAGGUGCUGAGAGAUUGUUUAAAGACAAAAAUUCAUGAAGGUAUAUUUUGUGUUAUAAUUGUUGAUGAGUUCUUUGGUUUUCUGUAUUUUUUGCCCUCUCUUAAAAAUAUCAUUGAAAUUUCAAUAAAUUUUUAUUGAAAUGUC
Messenger RNA from Sus scrofa (pig), 5066 nucleotides. It is a transcript of the gene TBX3, whose product is annotated as T-box transcription factor 3. Gene Ontology annotation, biological process: regulation of transcription by RNA polymerase II; positive regulation of DNA-templated transcription; cell fate specification. Gene Ontology annotation, molecular function: RNA polymerase II cis-regulatory region sequence-specific DNA binding; DNA-binding transcription factor activity, RNA polymerase II-specific. The record is from RefSeq and is a predicted model, not a curated record. Lineage: Eukaryota; Metazoa; Chordata; Mammalia; Artiodactyla; Suidae. Gene Ontology annotation, cellular component: nucleus; chromatin.